GGAGUAUUUGAGAACAUUGGCUGGCUCUCUUGUUUCUACUCUUGUUUUUCUUUCUCACCCAUUCCGACAUUUUUUACUCUUGAAACUUGACACAAAUAUGCCGCCAAGGAAGAUUAAAUCUCCACUCUGUGAUCCUCAUGGAAUGUUCAGCAGAAUGGUAAUCUUCUUAGUUGAAGACGGAGUCCAAUCUCGCCGAUUACAGAUAUGGAAGCAGAGAUUGAAACAAAUGGGGGCUAGCAUUGAGGCAAACUUUUCGAAAAAUGUCACUCAUGUUUUUGCCGCAGAUGCUAAUAUCCUUUUAAAGAAACUUGAUCACAAACGCGUUAUUAGGUCCAAAGCUAGAGUGCUGCAAUAUCAGUGGGUGGAAGACAGCUUGACAAAAGGUGAAAAGGUGUCUGAAGAUUUGUACACUGUAUCUCUUGAAUCAGUGGGGAGCAAAGAUACUCUCAAGGAAGACAUUAGAAGUGAUUGUAGCAAUAAUGAGCUUACACCGAAAAAGUGCAGGAUCUCUUCUGAGGGUACCGAUAUAAUGAAUCAAAAGGACAAUGUUCAUACAGAGGACCACUUUGAGCAUCAGUUAGUAGGAGCUGCAUCCAACUAUGAAUGCUCAUCAAGCCUGGAAAUCAUCAAUGAGGUCCUUUAUCCUUGUGGAGAGGCUGCCGAAACAUCAAAAUCAUCAGUGCUUUAUCUGCCUCCCAAUUUAAACAAGAACAUUACUGAGACUUUUGGAAAACUUGUUGACAUUUAUAGGGCACUUGGUGAUGAUCGAAGGUCAUUUAGCUAUUACAAAGCCAUCCCAGUUAUUGAGAAACUGCCUUUCAAAAUUGAAAGUGUCGACCAGGCUCGAAACCUUCCUGGUAUAGGAAAGUCAUUGCAGGAACAUAUUCAGGAAAUAGUGAGCACAGGAAAGCUGGCCAAGUUGGAGCAUUUUGAGCAGGAUGAAAAGGUACGGACGACCAGCUUGUUUGGAGAAGUAUGGGGUGUUGGCCCAGCAACUGCCUUAAAACUUUAUGAGAAAGGGCACCGGACUCUAGAUGACCUCAAAAGUGAAGAAUCACUUACUAAUGCGCAAAGAUUAGGCUUGAAGUAUUUUCAUGACAUCAAAACAAGAAUUCCACGUCAUGAGGUUGAAAUGAUGGACCAACUUCUUCAGAAGGCUGCGCAAGAGAUUUUACCUGGGGUAAUUAUUGUGUGUGGAGGGUCAUAUAGGCGUGGAAAGGCAUCUUGUGGGGAUAUGGACGUUGUCAUCACUCAUCCUGAUGGAGAAAGUCAUAUAGGUUUUCUUGCACGAUAUGUAAAACGUCUCAAAGAAAUGAAGUUUUUGAGGGAAGAUUUGAUCUUCAGUAUUCACAGUGAAGAGAAUUCAGAAGCAGGAGUAGACACCUAUUUCGGACUUUGCACUUAUCCUGGUGAAGAGUUACGGCGCCGCAUUGACUUGAAGGUGUAUCCAAGAAAUAUAUAUGCAUUUGGUCUAGUACAUUGGACGGGGAAUGAUGUCCUAAACAGGAGGCUUAGGUUAUUAGCCCAGUCAAAGGGUUUCCGAUUGGAUGAUACAGGAUUAUUUCCUUCAAGUCAAGGUUCUGAUGGGAAAUAUGGUCUAAAAGGUGCUAAUUUAAAGUUUGACACAGAGAAGGAAAUAUUUGAUUUCCUUGGAUUUCCUUGGCUCCAACCGCAUGAGAGAAAUCUCUAGAUUUGUAUCUUAUGCUGUUUGACAUCAGUAGUUCUUUUAGACCUUGUAAAAAAUUAGGCCUUCAUUAGGUUCUAUCAUCGGUCUUAGCUUAUGUUAAAACCUUUAUUGCACUGGAGAAAAGAAUUGAACUCAGUGCGAUCUGCGAUGCAUAUUUUGCUUCACUUUGCUUGUUUUGUUGAAUAUGAACCGCAAGAUUUAUGUGCAUCAACGGUCGAGACAAUAUACAAGUUUACGAGUUCAUUAUCAAUGAUCAAGAUUGAUGGAGUUUAAUCCAACAACAAGAGCUAAAUCUACGGAAGCAGAUGAUAUUUGGCAGCGUAAGGCAGUGUUUUAUUGAUCAAGGUCUCUCCUCCUUUUGGAGGUUUACAAGUUGUAUUUAUAGACUAAGGAACUAGUGUUACAAAAGAAUACUGAUACAAUAAAUGCCAUUAAUGAUGCAUUAGCUCGAAUAGGACUCUUGUAACGUCUCGG
Messenger RNA from Cuscuta europaea, 2161 nucleotides. Lineage: Eukaryota; Viridiplantae; Streptophyta; Magnoliopsida; Solanales; Convolvulaceae. The record is from the annotation of a GenBank genome assembly.